Messenger RNA from Penicillium cataractarum, 255 nucleotides. RefSeq lists its product as uncharacterized. Lineage: Eukaryota; Fungi; Ascomycota; Eurotiomycetes; Eurotiales; Aspergillaceae. The transcript has a single exon. The coding region runs from base 1 to 255 and encodes 84 amino acids. The record is from RefSeq and is a predicted model, not a curated record.
AUGAUCCACUCGAGUGUCAGAUUUGCUUUCGUGGCUUUCUCGGUACUGGAUAGCCUCCGGGAUCACUUCGAGAGCUCCCAUCCCGAAAAGCAGGCUAACUAUCUUGGCUAUAUCUUUCGGUACUGGGACAACUACAGAUAUACUUGUACCGUGAAGGACUGCGAGUGGACCUUCAAGCGAUACGUCUACUAUAUUUAUCAUAUGGAGAAGUUUCAUCCUGGUGUAUCUCUUGGUGAGCGUGAGACUGAGUACUAG